AUGGAGCCAUUUUCAGACGCAGUAGAAGUCAGGAAGGAAGUGCAAAACUUGCGCGUUGUUACCACCCCCUUGUCGACUCCUGAGACUGCGGUCGUGACGCGGGACUUAUCAGCCACAAAAGCUGCUGAUCUGAUAACAUCUCCUGUGACAACUAGUAAAGUGACCUCUUCAUUCGAGGAUCGCCAUGACGUUGUUUUUGGAUACGAUGCUGCAAUGAAAUAUUUGGCCAACUACACGACACCUAAAGGUUCAGAUGAGAAGCUCUUUUUAUUCUUUACGUGCGGAAACGAGCACGGCCAGCAUCGAAAUUGGCGAAGUGUGUGUGUAUACGCAUCGCAGCUGGUAUACAAAGUUUUUACAACAUCUCCAUCGCGGAAUAGAUUGCUAAUUAUCUACACCGGCUCACGACAGGACUGGGUGACUCCUAACGCUUUCGUUACAGAUGGGGAUCUAAAGGUUAAAAUGAUUCCUGCAAUCAUGCAGUGGCAUGGAGGUGCUCCUGGGGCAAAGCGUGCCACGUCUGGUAUGAUCCUCGAGGAGAGUUUGUUGUACGAGCCGCUGCUGCGGUAUCUCUUUAAGAACGAAGACUUUUUAGAUCCUCUAUUAGCUCCAGAAAAGAUUGCAUCAAAAGAGAUUGUUUUGCUUAAGGGAUACAAGAGCUACCGGUCGUACAUGGAUACCAUUGCGGCUGGAGGGAAUUCGUCGCUGACUAUUCCGACAGGACCGAUGUUUCUCUUUUUCGUUGCUGGCCGACUGGAAUCCAACGACCGUCCCUGGUGUCCAUACUGCCGCUUCUCUGAAACUUCGGUCGAGUACGCGUAUUACGCGUUUGCACCAGAAGGAUCACGGCUCGUAAAGGUGGAGACGGUGAAUUCUUAUAGCAUUUGGAAAAAUCGUGCUAAAAACGAGUGGAGGCAGGACACGAGCUUAAUGAUUCGUGGCGUGCCAUGGAUGUACCGGGCGACUUUAGACACGAAUGCCCACACUUUUUCGUAUGCGCGAUAUCAAGCGCGCUUUGACCGUCCUGACGAUCUACAAGGUGUAUUCCAAGGCUGGAAGAACCCACUCUAA
This is a messenger RNA of Peronospora farinosa, 1071 nucleotides long. NCBI's taxonomy places the organism in Eukaryota, Oomycota, Peronosporomycetes, Peronosporales, Peronosporaceae. The record is from the annotation of a GenBank genome assembly.